CUGUCUGUUAAUGAAAUGGAUCUGGUUUAUGAAAACUCUGAUAUCGUACGUGCAACAAUUGCUACAAGUGGCAAAUGCUCCCAAUACAAAGGUCAAAAAAGCUUCAAUAAAGACAUUCCUCAUCAUCAACGGACUAAAGUUCUUCUGGUCGCUCUCAUCGUUUGUCUUGUCGUUGCUCUCGGAGCUGUCUGCACCCUGGCCAUGUUUCUAGCACAUGCAAAACAUUACAAUGUGUCUGUAUCUGAUCAGGAACACAAUGUCACAGAUUACAUGGAACAGCUUGAUGUGCUGCGCAUUCAGCAUCAGGAGACACUUCGAAAGCUGAACAGAUUAAACCAAAGCAGCGGCUGUGCGCUCUGUGCUGUCCGCUGGACUCAUUCUGGAGGAAAGUGUUACUACUUCUCUACAGUCAAGAUGAACUGGACACAAAGUCGAGAUCACUGUGUGACCAAAGGAGGACAUUUAGUGAUCAUAACCAGCAAAGCAGAGCAGGAUUUUCUAACCUCUAAUGUUAAAGAGACUCACUGGAUUGGUCUUAAUGAUUUGGACACUGAGGGACACUGGAUUUGGGUGGACAACCAGCCACUGAGCCAAACAGUAGAGUUCUGGAUAAAGCGAGAGAAUGGGGUCAGAGAGCCUGAUAACUGGACUAAACAGCAUGUGGAUGGUGAAGACUGCGCUAGUCUGGGUCACCCAGGUGGAGAGACAGAUUUCUGGACAGAUGCUUACUGUUUUCAGAAGAAAAGAUUCAUCUGUGAAGCUGCAGCAGCUGUUUGAUUCAAUACGUUUUCAUGGCUUCGAAUGGAAGUAAAUGCAUUUAGAAGCAGGUCACAUGUAGAGAUACUCCAAUAAUAUGGAAAACAGUCUUGUCCAGUUGCAACACAAUUAAAAUAUCCCAGUCUAUUUAAAGCUUUUAGGUUAUUGUAGAGUUUAAGAUUAUGUUGUUUGUGUUUAUAAAAAUAAUGCGCUUGACUACAAGUAGUAAUAUUAAAAGAACUAACUCGCACCUGCAGCAUUAAUGUGGAUUAUUUGAUUUAUUGACUAACGUGACUUUAAGAGAGUAUUGUUUGCAUUGUAAUAUCGUUAUUAAUUGUACAAACAUACACUAGAGGCCUAAAGUGAUGUCCUGCCUUGAAAAAUUCAUACUUCAUCCAUUAUUUGGACUAAAGUUUUUUGUUGAAAAACUUUAAACAGAAAAAUCUUUAAAGAGUAAAGUGCUGAGAAAUGCACAAGAGCUGUAAUCAAAUACAAGGAAAAAAUUAAAUAUUACUAACUGAU
Molecule: messenger RNA, 1278 nt
Organism: Danio rerio (zebrafish)
Lineage: Eukaryota; Metazoa; Chordata; Actinopteri; Cypriniformes; Danionidae
Gene: illr1
Product: immune-related, lectin-like receptor 1
Molecular function (GO): carbohydrate binding
Source: RefSeq, marked provisional